Homalodisca vitripennis (glassy-winged sharpshooter) is the source of this 1012-nucleotide messenger RNA. Its product is annotated as ankyrin repeat domain-containing protein 49-like. Lineage: Eukaryota; Metazoa; Arthropoda; Insecta; Hemiptera; Cicadellidae. Gene Ontology annotation, molecular function: protein binding. The transcript is spliced from 6 exons. The record is from RefSeq and is a predicted model, not a curated record. Bases 165 to 797 code for a protein of 210 amino acids.
UUUGGUUAUAAACAUUUCUUAAUAGCACUUGUUACAAAAUGACAAUUUAUAAUUUAUAUUUUUAACUAAAACAAAUUAAACCACACAAAGGUCUAAGAACUAUAGUAGAAAACUUACACUUUAAAUAUUGCUCAUUUAAUCGAUAAGCGAGUUAGGUGACAGCGAUGGAAAAUAAUGAAAAUGAUUCUAGUGAAGAUGAAUUAAGAGAUUUACCAGUAAUCACUAAAGAUGAUGUGAGAUCUAGCUAUGUUAGCGGUUGGGAUGAUGAUACUGAAGGGGUUGACGAGGAAUUGAACCCUCAUGGUUCUCCAAACACAGAGAUAUUGUGGGCUGCAGAAAAUGGUAAAACGGAAAAUAUUCUCAAAUUAAUUAACGAAAAUCCUUCAAUUGUCCAUGUUAGGGACAAAGAUGGUUACACUCCCCUUCACCGAGCUAGUUACAAUAACCAUGUGGAUGCAGUUGAGAUAUUGAUCCAAAAUGGAGCAAAUAUAGCUGCCAAGACUGAGGACGGUUGGCAACCUUUACAUUCAGCUUGCAAGUGGAAUAACGUCAAGUGUGUUGCCAAACUUCUCGCCUAUGGUGCGGACAUCAAUGCGCUCAGUGUGGGAGAUAUAACACCAUUACACCUAGCUGCUUCAAACAGUUAUGCUAAAGAGGUCUUGGAGUUGCUUUUGAUGCACCACGAGAUAAAACCAGACAUCAAGAACCAAAGUAAUGAAACUGCAUUCGAAAUAGCAAAGAGAAGUGGACCUCACUAUAAAUUAUUUGAAAUUAUCGAACCAUGUUUCCAGUUAUGAACAAUUUGAGUGCAGGAACGCUCGGAAGAUGGUGAACAGUCUGGCGAGGAAGCGCAGGAUUGUAUUGAGGAGCACUUCUAGCAGCAAGAACACAUGUCACGUCACGUUAACCAACAUGUCUAGGCGAUUGUUGAGUCUCCACAGCCGCACCGUGUUGUCACUGCAAGAAGAUAAAACACAUUUAUUUUUGUUAUAAUAAAGGCUUUUAUUGUUGA